UUAAGUUUAUUAUGAAACCAUAUGUACAGAAACAAAUUUUCAGAAAGAAUGCGGAGUAUAUCAGAACUUGAGAAAACUAAAACAGAACUUUCCUUAGCUUUAGUAGAACUAGAUAAACUUGAGCGGUUAAGUUUGACAGAGAAAGAUGAGAAGGAUCCGAAAGUUUUCGAUGAGAGAGACUUCGGACUUGUUAAAUCUAACUCAGACCUUGUUGCCAGGAAUGCAGAGCUUGAAGCUGAGAACUGUAAGAUCAGGAAAGAGAGAGAAAAAACAAACCAGGAUCUAAAACAGCUCCAAACCCUCAGUUCAAAACUACAGGUGGACAUUGAACACAUUAAUUCGGAGAAAAGUCUGUUGGCUCAAAUUGUGAAAAACACACAAGGAGAAAAUGAGGUUAUCAGUAAGGUUAUGGAGAAGAUAUCCCAGGACUACGAAGAACUUAAAAAAGCUUUUGACAGCCAGAAAUGUCCGAAGGAUGAUAAGAUCUUAGCUCUGAGAAAAACAGCUCGAGCUCUGGAGACUGAGAAUGAGUUGUUGCACGAGGAGAAGAUGAUGAUAGGGAAGGAGAAUGAUAGAAUAAGACGAGGACUAGAGACAAGGUUGGCGGAGCUAGAGAAACAGGAACAAAAUCAUCAAGCUCAGGUUCAGAAAUACGUCCAGGAACAACAGGAUCUCAAAUCCAAAUUGGAUAAAUCAGAACAGGAGAAACUGACUCUUUCAGUACGUUUUACCUCCCUGGAGAAAGAGUUGGAGAACUGUAAAACACAGCUCAAUAAGGUCCAGUUAGAAAAAGAGGAAGUAAUCGAGGAGAAAGCACUGCUCGGGGAAACUCUUAUAGCUUUAAAAGAUUGCAAACGUGUUGUGGAGCUUAAGUUUCAGAAUUCUUUAACGGAAAAAUCUAAACUGGAAAACAGGAUUGAAUCUCUCACCCAGCAAUCCGAACUGUUACAAGUAAAGAACUGUAGUCUAGAGGAGCGAUUAGAAACCCUUGAAUCUGAAAAGGAAGAGCAAACCUCAAUCCUCGCAGAAAUACAAAUCAGUCUUGAACAAAAAACAAGUUUUUAUCAAUCACAAAUUCAACAAAUGCAAAUAGAACUCAGUCAUCGGUUGGACGAAGUGAAUCUUAUCCGAGUUGAGGAUGUGGAGAAAGUUAGAGACGAAUACGCCCUGCUCUUCAAUGAAAAAGCUUCUGAACUGAUGCUAGUAAGAGAAGAACUGGAAGGUUUGCAGGAGGCUCUGAGAUCCUCAGAAAUGAAGAUCAGUGAUCUAGAGUAUAGAGAGAUAGAAUUGAACGAAACUAUCACCAAGCUGAAAAUGUCUCCGGAGCAUCUUAUUUCGGCACAGAUAGAAGAGAAGCUGGAGAACUAUGCAACCAACAGCCAGCUUCUACAAUUUAAAUUUAAAGAAAUACAUAAAGAGUUCAGACAAACUAAAAUUAAGGAUAGAGAAAACUUGCAUAAGUUAACCAAUCAAAUCUGUGAUAUGCAAUUACGAUUAAACGGGAAGGAUAAUGAUAUUAUUGCUCUUCAAGAAGAAGUUUUAAACAAUAACGUUCUUCUCAAUCAUAACGCGUUGAUCACACCAGAUAUCUUACAUCCAAGCCUACAGAAAACAGAGAUUGCAAAUCAAGAACUAGAAAAGACAAGGAUUCUUAAUCAAGUAUUGGAGAAACCUAAAACCAUUGAUAAAGUUAUUGAUCUAGUCAGAGAUACUCCUGACGAUGAAUCAAGUAAGAUUCAAACUCUUAAUGUGAAAUUGAAGACUGAAAAGAUAGACUUAGAGAUUAAUAAACCUGGAAUACAGAAAACAGAAAUUCUUUAUCGAGAUUUAGAAAAAUCAGAAAUUUAUAAUCCAGAGAAAUUUAAAACAUUAACGAAAAUAGAAACUGCUCCUUCUGUAUUAGAUGAGAAAGAUCUGGUUCAGAACAAAAUGGAAAAUUUAGAAAUUAAAUCCUGCCAACCUACUCAACCUACACAACCUAGUCAGCAGAAUAGGAGUAAGCGGAGAAGAAAGAAGAAACAUUAAAAUCCAGUUUAGAUUUUUCGGUUUUUAAUUAUGCAUUAUUGUAUCACCUUUUUAUUUUUUGCUCACAUCAAAACUGUGUUUAAAAGAAUCAACAAAGAUUUUGGAUAUUUUUUCAUUUUCUCCCUUUAACACUCCUUAUUAUGAAAUAAAUGUAUAAAAUGAUAAUAAUAAUUGCAACCUGCUGUAAAAUAAAA
Messenger RNA from Eurytemora carolleeae, 2219 nucleotides. RefSeq names its product myosin heavy chain, clone 203. The transcript is spliced from 6 exons. Bases 22 to 2025 code for a protein of 667 amino acids. NCBI's taxonomy places the organism in Eukaryota, Metazoa, Arthropoda, Copepoda, Calanoida, Temoridae. The record is from RefSeq and is a predicted model, not a curated record.